This is a messenger RNA of Daktulosphaira vitifoliae (grape phylloxera), 1925 nucleotides long. Its product is annotated as armadillo repeat-containing protein 6 homolog. The record is from RefSeq and is a predicted model, not a curated record. Gene Ontology annotation, biological process: hematopoietic progenitor cell differentiation. NCBI's taxonomy places the organism in Eukaryota, Metazoa, Arthropoda, Insecta, Hemiptera, Phylloxeridae. The transcript is spliced from 8 exons. The coding region runs from base 462 to 1829 and encodes 455 amino acids.
AUCACACCUAUAGAAUACACAGAUGCAUUAGUACACAUAUGUAGUUUUAUUAUAUAUAUCUAUGAUAAUAUGUCAUAAAGUAGAUGUCUACACAGAACAGAUAAAAACAUCUCUUUGGUAAAAUUUUUCUAUAACAACAUAUAACUAUGUUCUAUAACUACAACCAUUAUGUAGAAUAGAUAUUUUUCUCUACAACCAAAAAAUUAGUUGUCACCAAUUGUUUUGAGUGAUGAAAUUCGAGACAAUUGCAUAUUCGUAGUAUUGACUUACUGUAGCAAUUGUAGUAACUCUUAUUAUUUUGUGGUAACUAUUAUCAUUUGAUUAUUACAUUGAGAUAACUCAUGUUCAAUAUUGCAAUCCAAAUUCUUUUAAACUGUUUAUAGAAACAUUGCUUGUUUUUGGGCAUGCUUUAUAUUUUUCCUUAUUUCUUUUUUAUUCUCAAUUAAUAAUUUAUAAAAAAAAUGGAUCAAAAAACAUUUGAUGAUGCUAUAACUGAAACAAUGGAAUUACUGGAUAUGAGUUAUUCUGAAGCGCUAACUGACACCAUAAAUCAAUUUCAACAAUUGGGUAUGGAUAUGUCUAAAAUAAAAAUUAAAUUAGAACUAGCUGAUGGGCCAUUACCAUCUGCUCUGAACAAGUUAAAGAAAUCUAUUGAAAUAACUCAUUGGAAUGAAAUAGAAAUAAAUACAAUUGUGGAUAGUUUGAAAACAGUUGAAAAAGAAUGUAUAACUAAUGAAGGACAACGUUUAUCUAAAUUUAGUGGUGCAUUUGAAAUUAUAUGCAGCUAUCUCGAAAGAUUGACAGAUUUUAAUAAUGAUCAUAAAGUUCAAUUUAUAAAGACCUUUGAAGCUCUUUUAUCUGGGGGAAAGCAACUUAUUUAUGGUAAAGCAUUAGACAUUAUGGUAGAUAUGUUAAAGAAAACUGAACAUGAAGGAAUCCUAAAUGCUCUAUUAUCUUGGUUCAAAGUCAUAAGUGUAACUGAAGAUGAAAGAGAAGAAUUACGAAUUAUUGGUUUAAGCGAAAUUCUCAAAAAUAUUUUACUCAUUAAUUCCUCUAACAAAGAAAUCAUCAGUUCAACAUGUCAGUUAAUUAGAGCUCAGAUAAGAGAAGAUAACUGCAGUGGGGAUUUCUCCAACGCUGGAGAACGAUCAAGACUUUUAGCAUGCGAUGUUUUAGAACAAUUAAUUAUUAUUAUGAAAGAUUUUAUAUUAGAAUCUGAAGAUGUAACUAGUGAGAUAUUUUUCACAUUAGCAACAAUCAUUGUUCGGUUUGAGUUUUGUCGUAAAUUUAAUGAAAGUGGAGGUUUGACUAGAAUAAAACUUGCUAUGGAAUAUCAUACAACUGUGAAAUUGAAUACACAAUCAUUUAGAUUAUUGAAAUCACUAGCUGGAGAUGAUUUAGUUAAAGAUGAUAUUAGAAAACAUGGACUAUGUAUUCAUAUUUUAUCGGCUUUACAAAGACAUAUAAAUAAUAAACCAUUAUGUAUAGAAGCUAUGAAAUUAAUUACUACUUUGUGUCUACGAUCACCUCAAAAUAGUACUGAACUUAUUGGGAUAGGAGUUGCUGAAUUGAUUGUUCAGGCCAUGAAAGUUCAUUCAAAUGAUUAUAAACAUCAACAACAUGCGUGUACAGCUAUAAGAAAUAUUGUUUCAAGAAAUCGAGAAUUGGCAUCAGAAUUUUUAACUUUGAAUGUUGAAAGUAUUAUUGAAAAAAUCAUCGCUCAACAUAAAGAAUGUGAAUUUGAAGCAAAGAGUGCUUUGAGAGACCUUGGAUUAGAAGUUAAAUUCAAAGAACAAUGGACUGGUAAAGGUCAAAAUUUAACACAAUAAAAAAAUUUUUUCAAUGUUAUUAUAGAUAAAAUAAACAUUGUUUGAUAACAUUACUAACUUAUUUUUUUUACUUUAAUAUAUGAUUUUUUUACUUAU